GCUCGUACUACAGAGCCACACUGAGGUCUCUGCGCGUAUCGCAUAGCGUUGGGAAGCUGGCGGACAGAGAGAAGUCUUGCCGUUCUGACUGGAUGAAUUCACGAGCGCACAGGAAGACGUAAAUAAAGAUCCGAUACGGCGUCGAUUGCAAGGACAGCCCGGGCUCCGGCUAAUUCCUUUAGGUGGCAUUAGACUCUCGCACAGCCUCAUUAAAGGAGCUUGGAUCAGUGUUGCUCUCUGCGCUCUUCUCUCCCGCUUGUCAAACCAAAAUCCCGAGCAAGCCAACGCGCUUACCUGAAAGGACACGCUUGCUUUGGGUGUGUGUUUGUGCUGUUUCCAACAGGAUAAUCACUUUCAACAAAUACGCACGAGUUACCCAUCGUCGCCGAAGUCAAAUCACGGGGAUUACGUUUGUUUGCAAAGCUCUUGACUGCAGAGACCGUAUGUGUGUCCCCCUCCGCUCUGUGUAGAGUAAAGUGCUGAUAAAUCUCCUGUGACUGGACUCGGGACCUGAGUGAGGAGCUUCUCGGAACUGCACUUGAUAGCAGCGGUUGGGACGAACCAGGACUGACCAAAAUUCGCACCUGAGCAGCUGAGGGGGAAACUGAAAAUCCGGCGAAAAUGCCUCUUGCACAAAUCGCGGAGCCAUGGCCCACAAUGGAACUAGUGCAGCUCGAAACGGAGAAUGGACAGAGCACUACAGAGGACGGAGUCACAACUGCUGUCAAGGAAGAUGGAGACAUCAAAGAGAUCAACAUCACCCAUGUGGUCAAGGAGGGCUCAGAGAAAGCUGAUGCCUCUCAGUUUGAACUGCUCAAAGUCCUGGGACAGGGAUCCUUUGGCAAGGUGUUCCUGGUACGAAAGGUGACUCCUCCCGAUGCCAACCAGCUCUAUGCCAUGAAGGUCCUCAAGAAGGCCACACUAAAAGUCAGAGACCGUGUGAGGACCAAGAUGGAGCGAGACAUUCUGGCAGACGUCAAUCACCCAUUUGUUGUCAAACUGCACUAUGCAUUCCAGACUGAAGGGAAGCUGUACUUGAUCCUGGACUUUCUCAGAGGAGGGGAUCUUUUUACUAGACUCUCCAAAGAGGUGAUGUUCACAGAAGAGGAUGUGAAGUUUUACCUAGCAGAACUGGCAUUAGGACUGGACCACCUUCAUAGCUUGGGUAUCAUUUACAGGGACCUCAAACCUGAAAACAUUCUUCUGGAUGAGGAGGGACACAUCAAACUCACAGAUUUCGGCCUGUGUAAAGAAGCCAUUGAUCAUGAGAAGAAAGCUUAUUCCUUCUGUGGUACUGUGGAGUACAUGGCACCAGAGGUCGUGAACAGGCAGGGACACACCCACAGCGCCGACUGGUGGUCGUUCGGGGUACUAAUGUUUGAGAUGCUGACGGGGGCGUUGCCAUUUCAAGGGAAGGACCGCAAAGAAACCAUGAAUCUCAUUCUGAAGGCUCGUCUUGGAAUGCCUCAGUUCCUGAGUGCAGAGGCCCAAUCUUUGCUCAGGGCUUUGUUCAAAAGGAACCCUGCCAACAGACUGGGAUCUAAUGCCGAUGGCGCUGAGGAGAUUAAGCGGCACGGUUUCUUCUCCACCAUAGACUGGAAUAAACUCUUCCGAAAAGAAGCAAAGCCUCCGUUCAGACCGGCGGUCGCACGUCCGGAUGACACUUUCUACUUCGACUCCGAGUUCACCUCCCGCACACCUAAAGACUCCCCUGGUGUACCCCCCAGUGCUGGAGCUCACCAGCUCUUCAGAGGCUUCAGCUUUGUUGCAUCAACUCUGUUAGAGGAGGAUGGUUCAUCAGAGCCAGUGCAGGCCCCACCGCAUCCAGUGGUUCAGCAACUACACGGGAAAAACGUGCUUUUCAGCGAUGGCUACGUACUGAAGGAAGAUAUAGGGAUGGGCUCUUUCUCCGUCUGUAAACGUUGUAUCCACAAAGCCACCAACACUGAAUACGCUGUCAAGAUGAUUGACAAGACAAGCACAGACCCCUCUGAGGAAAUAGAGAUUCUGCUUCGAUAUGGACAGCACCCUAACAUCAUAACACUCAAGGAUGUGUACGACAACGGUAAGCAGGUGUUCAUGGUGACGGAGCUGAUGCGUGGAGGAGAGCUGCUGGAUCGGAUCCUCAAGCAGAAGUUCUUUUCGGAGAGAGAGGCCAGCGCUGUGCUGCACACUAUCACCAAGACUGCUGAGUACCUCCACUCACAAGGGGUAGUGCACAGAGACCUGAAGCCCAGCAACAUCCUCUAUGUCGACGAGUCGGGGAAUCCCGAGUCAAUCAGAAUCUGUGACUUUGGCUUCGCUAAGCAACUGCGUGCCAACAAUGGCCUGCUAAUGACCCCGUGCUAUACUGCUAACUUUGUAGCUCCUGAGGUGCUGAAGCGUCAGGGCUAUGAUGAGGGAUGUGACAUCUGGAGUCUCGGGGUUUUGCUGUACACCAUGCUGGCUGGUUUCACUCCAUUUGCCAACGGACCUGAAGACACUCCAAAUGAAAUCCUGAACAGGAUAGGCCACGGCCACUUCAGUCUGACUGGUGGUAACUGGGACUCUGUGUCUGAUGCCGCCAAGGACCUGGUGUCCAAGAUGCUUCACGUUGACCCCCAUCAGAGACUGACUGCUAAGCAGGUUCUCAAACACCCAUGGAUUGUCCGCAGAGACAAGCUGCCCAACAGCCAGCUCCCACACCAGGACCCCAAGCUGGUCAAGGGUGCAAUGGCAGCCACUUACUCCGCCCUGAAGAACUCACAACCUACUCCAGAGCUCAAGCCCAUUGAGAGCUCCUUCCUUGCUCAGAGGCGUGUCAAGAAACUUCCCUCCACCUCUCUGUAGAGACUCUGAACAGCCAAUCAGGUCACAGGAGUCUGAUCAAAACCACACCUCCUGGCUCCAAACCACCCUGUCAGCUUGCUCGGGGACUUGGUGUCGACCCGCCAAUACCAGCCAAGGAACACUGACUGUGGUCCUGCCCCCAUCUUGUGACAUCAGUUGUCCCGCUCUAGCUAUCUUCCUCCUUGUGUGGGCUCGCCAGCUGCAGCUGUUAGCCGAUCUCCUUUUGCCUAUCAAAAUAUCAUGACGAUGGAUAGGGGCAAUGAGGGCGAAAAAAAAAUACAAAAAAAUGUAAAAAAA
Neolamprologus brichardi is the source of this 3126-nucleotide messenger RNA. RefSeq names its product ribosomal protein S6 kinase a, polypeptide 1 (gene rps6ka1). The record is from RefSeq and is a predicted model, not a curated record. Gene Ontology annotation, biological process: protein phosphorylation; intracellular signal transduction. NCBI's taxonomy places the organism in Eukaryota, Metazoa, Chordata, Actinopteri, Cichliformes, Cichlidae. Gene Ontology annotation, molecular function: ATP binding; magnesium ion binding; protein serine/threonine kinase activity.